AUGUCGUUCCGUUACUCCUUCUUGAUAUUGUUGUUGUCAAUACUGUUUUUAUCUUCGCCGGCGCCGUCGCAAUCGGCUGUUUGCAGCAUAGAUCUUGGCUCUGAAUGGCUCAAGGUCGCCGUCGUUAACCUUAAACCAGGCCAGUCGCCGAUUUCGAUCGCCAUAAAUGAAAUGUCCAAGCGGAAGACUCCUUCGCUCGUCGCAUUUCACUCCGGCUCCCGACUAAUCGGCGAGGAGGCUUCCAAUCUCCUCGCUCGUUAUCCCAACAAAGUUUAUUCUCUUCUCCGAGAACUCCUCGCGAAACCUUACUCCUACGCCAGUGAUAAAAUUUUGAAGUCGUCAUACUUGAGUUACCAAAUAAGCCCCGAUCCCGAACGCGGAGUGGCGGUGGUGGAAACGGAGGAUGGCGAGAAGUAUUCGGCUGAGGAAAUGGUGGCCAUGCUGCUGAAAUACGCGUUGAGUUUGGCGGAGAGUCACGCCAAGGUCCCGGUGAAGGAUUGCGUGAUCACGGUUCCGCCUUUCAUGGGGGUGCCAGAGAGGAAGGGUUUGAUCGAGGCGGCGGAGCUGGCCGGCGUAAAUGUGCUUGCUUUGGUGAAUGAGCAUUCCGGCGCCGCAUUGCAGUAUGGGAUUGAUAAGGAUUUUUCCAAUGGAUCAAGGCAUGUCAUUUUCUAUGAUAUGGGUGCUACCACUACUUAUGCUGCCCUCGUCUAUUUUUCUACUUAUAACGCUAAGGAAUAUGGGAAGACUGUGUCCGUUAAUCAGUUCCAGGUAAAGGAUGUUAGAUGGGAUGCAGGACUUGGGGGUCAAAGCAUGGAACUGAGGCUGGUGGAACACUUUGCUGAUGAGUUCAAUAAACAGCUUGGAUCUGGUUUUGAUGUGAGAACAUCUCCGAAAGCCAUGGCCAAACUGAAGAAGCAGGUUAAGCGCACAAAAGAAAUUUUGAGUGCAAAUACCAUGGCUCCCAUAUCUGUCGAAUCUCUUUAUGAUGAUCGUGAUUUUAGGAGCACAAUAAGUCGUGAAAAAUUUGAAGAGCUUUGUGGUGACAUUUGGGAGAGAGCCCUUUCCCCACUAAAACAAGUCAUUGAGCACUCUGGUUUGAAGAUAGAUGAGAUAUAUGCUGUGGAGAUGAUUGGAGGUGCUACUCGGGUGCCAAAAUUGCAGGCUAAGCUUCAGGAAUUCCUUGGUAGGAAAGAGCUGGACAAGCAUCUAGAUGCUGAUGAAGCUACAGUGCUUGGCGCCUCAUUACAUGCUGCAAAUUUAAGUGAUGGAAUAAAGCUUAAUCGUAAACUAGGGAUGAUAGAUGGUUCUUCUUAUGGGUUCGUGCUUAAUCUAGAUAGCCCUGAUCUUGUGAAAGAUGAAAACAAUGGACAAUUAAUUGUUCCCCGCAUGAAGAAGCUUCCUAGUAAGAUGUUCAGGUCCAUUGUCCACAACAGAGAUUUUGAUGUUUCACUUGCAUAUGAGAGUGAAGAUCUGUUGCCUCCCGGUGCUUCUUCAAGGACUUUUGCUCAGUAUUCAGUCUCGGGUCUUAUUGAUGCCAGCGAAAAGUAUUCUUCAAGGAACCUUUCUUCCCCAAUCAAGGCGAAUUUACAUUUCUCCCUCAGUAGAAGUGGAACAUUUACUUUGGACCGAGCAGAUGCUGUCAUUGAAAUAACAGAGUGGGUAGAAGUUCCAAAAAAGAAUCUCACAGCAGACAACUCAACUUCUGCUUCUGCCAACUUAACAGUUGAAACUGGUUCUAAGAAUACUUCAGACGACAACGACAAUGACAAAUCACAACUAAAUGAUGCUACCAGUGAUGCAUCAAAUUCCGCUGCAAAUGAGAAUAGUUCAACAGAUCUUGGCACAGAGAAAAAACUGAAGAAGCGGACUUUCCGAGUUCCACUAAAGAUUACUGAAAAGACUACUGGGCCAGCAAUGUCUCUUUCAAUAGAAUCUCUAUCUGAUGCUGAGCGAAAACUGAAAUCACUUGACAAAAAGGAUGAAGAAAGGAAAAGAACUGCAGAGCUGAAAAAUGAUUUGGAAGCUUACAUCUAUACCACAAAGGAAAAGCUUGAAUCUGAGGAGUUUGAAAAAGUUUCUUCUGCCCAAGAACGGCAGUCCUUCUCCGAAAAGCUUGAAGAGGUACAAGAGUGGUUGUACAUGGACGGUGAAGAUGCAUCAGCCUCUGAGUUUCAAGAACGUUUAGAUAAGCUUAAAGCUAUCGGUGAACCUAUCUUCUCUAGAUACAAUGAGCUCACUGCCCGUCCUACUGCGGUUCAGUAUGCUCGUCAAUACCUCACUGAGGUCCAACAGAUCAUAAGCAAGUGGGAUACUGAAAAGUCAUGGCUUCCAAGAGAGAGAGUAGAUAAGGUACGUAAUGAGGCUGAAAAGUUGAAGAAAUGGUUGAAUGACAAGGAGGCUGAGCAGCAAAAGACUUCAUUAUUGAGCAAGCCGAUUUUUACAUCUGACGAAGUGUAUGGGAAGGUCUUCAAUCUUCAAGAUGAGGUUGCCACUGUAAAUAGAAUCCCCAAGCCCAAACCUAAAGUUGAGAAGCCAGUGAAGAAUGAGGCUGAGAGCAAUGUUAAUGAUGAAAAACCAAGCUCAACAAAUUCUUCUUCUGAUGAGGCCUCUCAAAAUAGCGAAGCAGGAGCAUCAGAAACAACUGAUGAAAAAGAAACUACAGCAUCUGACUCCCAUGAUGAACUGUAA
Messenger RNA from Oldenlandia corymbosa var. corymbosa, 2688 nucleotides. Lineage: Eukaryota; Viridiplantae; Streptophyta; Magnoliopsida; Gentianales; Rubiaceae. The record is from the annotation of a GenBank genome assembly.